Gambusia affinis (western mosquitofish) is the source of this 1078-nucleotide messenger RNA. RefSeq names its product linkage group 10 C8orf82 homolog (gene lg10h8orf82). Bases 203 to 874 code for a protein of 223 amino acids. The record is from RefSeq and is a predicted model, not a curated record. Lineage: Eukaryota; Metazoa; Chordata; Actinopteri; Cyprinodontiformes; Poeciliidae. The transcript has 3 exons.
UCCAGCAAGGGGCAGCGACACAAAUAUGAGCACUUCCGGUCGGCCGGUACACGAUCUCUUCUAUAAACAAUAUAACAACCAUGAGGACACAAGUUUAGCGUUAUAACCUUCCCUGAAGACAAAAACAAACCAGUCAUCAUUUGAAUGCUGUAUCUUCUAUUUUCCGCUUCUUAACACAGGACAUUUGCCUGUCAAACCGGUCAUGACAUUCCUUCGGUUAGCGGCUCGAAGCUGCAGAACUCUGACCGAUCUUCGUUUUCCGCCUGGCAGCUUCAUUACCUGCAGAAGCACCGCUUCAUACAUCCAGGGCCAGAGUCCCGAACCCCGCAUCAGGGAGUAUUUCUACUACAUCGACCAUCAAGGACAGCUUUUUCUCGAUGACACUAAAGUGAAGAACUUUGUCACCUGCUUUAAAGAUAAACAGUUCUUGGUUUUCUUCUUCAGUCGCCUGCGGAUAAAUCAGAGCGGGCGUUACGAGGAGGAUUUUCCUUUCCUGUCUCUGUGUGGUAGAGAGAGGAACUUCCUGCGCUGCGACGACAAGCCAGUGGUUUUCACGCACCUGCUGCCGAACCCAGCAGGAGACCAGGAGCUGCUCUCGUAUUGUGGCGGCGCAGAGAAGCUCUCUGUUCCUUUCCAACCAGAGGCGCUGUACAUGCAUCCAGUCAGCGGUCGGGUUUAUCAUCCGGGACUAGAGCGCUCGGGCGGGGUCGGACUGGUCAGGUCAUCCCUGGCCAUGGAGCUCAGUCCCAGCUUUGUUUAUCCACCAGAGAGUGGCCAGUCGGGACAGCCCACACACUUUCUGUGGAAAGAACAGAAGCACAGACUGACCAAUGAGCUGGCAGGAUGCUUCCCAGCAGUACAGGAGGGCAGUUGACAGCAGGGGAGGCUGGGAUAAUUUUCAAAAUAGUUCAUAAAAUCUAAAGUGUCAGUUUUCAUCCCUGGCAAGCUAAAAACUGCUGCUCUAUUUAUUCAUGAGAGAACAGUACAGUCUGAUGAGAUUGCAUCUCAUGUUGCGUCGUUCUGCUUUGAAUUUAAUUUUAAUAAAUAACAAUCUCCAAGUGGAAAUUUGAAAAAUGAA